CGAGUCCUUGAGCACCGGGUUGGCCCAUUCGACAGGGAUUUUCACAAAGUCCUCCAACAAAGUACAAGUACACUAUACUUAAGGUGGCGUUUAACCACACCUGUUCCUGCACUCAGAUAUCUUUGCCUUUCGUGCCCUUGAUGUUCAUUAACUUCGAUACCUGCCUCUCAAGCUACUGAGUCCUGCCCCUCAUUCACCCUGUUCCUUUCAGUUGACAUGGCUCGGUGAUAGCGUUCAACCAUUUCAAAAAUCUUGUGUUGAUGCGAGGCCACCGCUUAGCGACUGUCAAUGUCACCAUCAUUUUGACUAGCCGUCGCUUUCUCAAAGCCACUCUGUUUCCUUGAACCCUCGUCUAGUUUUAGGACAGUGUCAGUUUUUCAGCAGAGGCGUCUCUUCAAGAUGCGUCGUGUUGCCGACCGCCCGGCCACAACGCCGUUGUUGAGUAAAGAAUUGGCCCAGCCGAUGAAUGGGGGAUCCGAAUAUGGAACUCAGGGCCCAAAUCAAAGCGUACCCUUGGAUUUCCCUAUGGCAAGCUGGACGUGGGCAAAACCAUACAAUGGCAAACGGCCGCUGCCCCAGACCAUUGCACACCGAGGCUUCAAAGCGGAACACCCUGAGAACACGAUGAAUGCUUUCAGAGGCGCCGUCGAAGUUGGGGCUCACGCACUCGAGACUGACAUUCACUUGUCCAAAGAUGAUGUGGUUGUCCUGUCCCACGACGCAGAUCUGAAACGGUGUUUUGGCAAGAAAGAAAAAAUAAUCGAUUGUGAGUGGGACUAUUUGAGCACCCUUCGCACAACCAAGGACCCUCACGUACCUAUGCCACGUCUCCGAGACCUGCUUGAAUACGUUGCACAACCGGGCUUGGAGCAUGUUUGGGUAUUUCUCGAUAUCAAAUUGGACAACAACUCGGACGACGUAAUGAGACUGAUAGCAAAGACGCUGGCCUCGGUGGAUCCCGGUCAACGAGCCUGGGAGGAAAGGGUUGUCCUCGGGAUCUGGGCAGCCAAAUUCCUGCCUUUAUGCGUGAAAUAUUGCCCAGGCUACCCGGUAUCACAUAUCGGAUUCUCGACCUUUUACGCCCGGCAGUUCCUGAAGGUGCCGAAUGUGUCGUUCAAUAUGCUGCAGAAGAGCCUGUUUGGUCCUUUGGGCGCUCGAUUCAUGAGAGACGUACGCAGAGCCAAUCGCCCACUCUUUGCUUGGACGUAAGUCUGCCUGUUUGGGGAAUCUUUUCUCCUUGGUCCAAGGUCUUGUUCUUUGGCAAAAACCCCGAGAUCGAGAAAUCCCUCUCGUAGACGCAUAUUCAAGGGCGGCGCUAACGCGAUAGUGACGGUAGUGUCAAUGACCCCAAUCUCAUGAGAUGGUGUAUUCAACACAACCUAGAGGGAGUCAUCACAGACGAUCCCAAGACGUUCAAGAAGAUCUGCGACGAAUGGGACGAACAAAGAGAGCCAGAAGCCAAAAUCACCUGGGCCCAGUGUCUCUAUACGUUGUGGAUAUGGAUUAUGAUUGCGAUUUUCUCCAGACGUUUCAGGCGCAAAUUCCCGGAGACGGUCGAGCAUUUCGUACAACAAAAUAACCUGAGAGUGAAGCCUGUCGAGGCCGCCGAGGACUGAUCACUCCAGUUUGAGCAGCUACCAAAUAGACUGAGGAGGAAACAAAUGCCCUGGGUUGGGUAACAUGAUAAAAACAAAAGCAAGACUGGACUUCAGUCCAUUCAUAGACUCGAGAGAUUUCAUAUCGGCCCUAGGUAGGCACCGAGCGGACCCUUCGU
This is a messenger RNA of Cladophialophora immunda, 1774 nucleotides long. RefSeq lists its product as hypothetical. The transcript has 2 exons. The coding region runs from base 400 to 1209 and encodes 269 amino acids. Gene Ontology annotation, molecular function: phosphoric diester hydrolase activity. The record is from RefSeq and is a predicted model, not a curated record. Lineage: Eukaryota; Fungi; Ascomycota; Eurotiomycetes; Chaetothyriales; Herpotrichiellaceae. Gene Ontology annotation, biological process: lipid metabolic process.